This is a messenger RNA of Sus scrofa (pig), 1086 nucleotides long. RefSeq names its product acyl-CoA wax alcohol acyltransferase 1 (gene AWAT1). The record is from RefSeq and is a predicted model, not a curated record. Gene Ontology annotation, biological process: lipid metabolic process. Gene Ontology annotation, molecular function: long-chain-alcohol O-fatty-acyltransferase activity. Lineage: Eukaryota; Metazoa; Chordata; Mammalia; Artiodactyla; Suidae. Gene Ontology annotation, cellular component: endoplasmic reticulum membrane.
AUGCAAGAAAGCAUAAAGGAAACAAAAGUGACUCAUAACCUCACCAUCCAGAAACAACAACUGUUAGCUGUUCACAUUCUGGUGUCUCCCUUUUUUGACUUUUUCCUGCUCCUGGGCAUCCUGCCUUGUUUCAAGCAGCCUAAGCACUCCCAGAGUCUGGUACUUCUGCACUGGCCCCUGAGCUACAUUGCCAUAUUUUGGAUUUUGCAGUCAUUGGUCAUUUACCUGCUGUUUACAUCUUGGUGGCCACUACCAGUCCUUUACCUCGCCUGGUUGUUCCUAGACUGAAAGACCCCAGAGCAAGAUGGCAGGCAAUUGGCCUGGGUAAGGAACUGGUGUUUCUGGACCCACAUCAGGGACUACUUCCCCAUUUCAAUCCAGAAGACCAAAGACCUGUCACCUGAAUGCAACUACCUCAUGGGCAUUCACCCCCACGGCCUCUUGACUUUUGGUGCCUUCUGCAACUUCUACACUGAAGCCACAGGCUUUUCGGAGAUCUUCCCAGGUAUUACUUCCCAUCUGGCCACAUUGUCCUGGUUCUUCAAGAUUCUCUUCAUUCUUCAACCUCAGGGCGUGUGCUCCGUGAGUCAGCCAGCCAUCGACUGUCUUCUAAACCAUGGCACUGGCAACCUUGUGGGCAUUGUAGUGGGAGGAGUGGGAGAGGCCCUGCGGAGUGUGCCCAACACCACCACCCUCAUUCUCCAGAAGCACAAGGCCUCCAGCAUGGGGUUUUCCAACAGGGCUCAUCUAGUCCCCACCUUCACUUUUGGAGAAACCGAGGUGUACAAUCAGGUGUUGUUCCAUAAGGACAGUUGUAUGUACAAGUUCCAGAACUACUUCUGCCAGAUCUUUGGUUUCUACCUUUGUGUCUUCUAUGGAUGAGGCUUCCGCCAAGGCUCCAGUGGGCUCCUGCCAUACCCGCUGCCUAUCGUCACUUUGGAGCCCCUGCCUCUGCCCAAAAUUGAGAAACCAAGCCUGGAGAUGGUGGACAAAUACCACACUUAUAUGGACGCCCUGCACAAAUUGUUUGAUCAGCAUAAGACCCAGUACAGCUGCUCAGAGACCCAAAAGCUGCUUUUCCCGUAA